UCGGGUACCCACAAAAGCGGAAGUUUUAUAUUUAGUAACACAAGUCACGGCUGAAAUUGAUCGAAAGGCCACGAAAACAAAGACAGUGUUGUUUGUUUAAAGUGAUGAACUCCGCUGAUAAACAAUAGUGAUUGACAUCUUCCGAUUCUCCUCCGUUUGAUCGGUCAGCUCGUUAGUACUGAUUGAUGUACGUACAGCUGAAGAGACGCGAGCUGCAGGAGGAGAUAUGCCGCCAGCGGACAAUGACACCUGUCAUUUUCAAUAUCUGUUGUGAUACACGGAAGUGAUUGAUCCACGGGAUUUAUCGAGCAUAUGAAAAUAACAGAGGGCUGACAAGACCAUGGACGUCAUGGACCAGGACCAGUUCCAGUUUGAGGCCACAAAUCAUGGGGAUGUUCUGCUUGCAGGGCUGAGGCACCUGCGAGACAAGCACCAACUGUUUGAUGUGACUCUAGUUGUGGACAAACUAGAGUUACCUGCACACAGGGUGGUGCUGGCCUCAUGCAGUGACUACUUUAGAGCCAUGUUCACCGAUGGCCUGAAGGAAUGCAGACAGCAGCAGGUUGUGUUAAAUGGGGUAACUGCUCGUGGAAUGAAGAAUCUCCUGGACUUCGCUUACACAUCAAAGAGUAACAUUGAUAGUGACAAUGUGUCUGAUGUGCUGGGUGCAGCAACCCAUGUCCAGAUUCUACCAGUUAUUGAUGCAUGUGAGGAUUUCCUGCGGUCACACUUGUCUCUGGACAACUGUGUGGAUGUGGCUAGUGUGGCUGACCUGUACUGUCUGAAGCCCCUGCAGCAACACGUGCAGCAGUUUAUCUGCAAACACUGGACCACCUUCACAAUGUCCUCCUACUUCCACAGUAUGGGCCAGCAGGCACUGGUCAAUGUGCUGGCCUCAGGCUUCCCGGUUGACUGCUCCGAGCUUGAUGUCCUCCUAGCUGUCCUCAGUUGGGUCAAGUACCGACCAGAGGAGAGACUGACUAUGGCUGAGAACAUCCUUGCACACAUUCAGUUCCAUAACAUCCCGGAAGAGAGUCUGAAGGAUGUGCUGGAGGACCAGGAAGGGAAGGAGGUGAUUCUGGCAGUUCCCCUGCUUGGGAAAGAUCAUGGACUUGACAUUGGUGGUUCUACAGUAAGACAGUCUAUCAGCACACAGGUUCAUGGGAUUACAAAUAUGCGAGGUUUCCAUAAAACAGUAUUGGUGGCUGGCGGGUUCAGUGCUGAUUCAGGAAUGACCAAUAAUAUUUGGUAUUAUCGAGAAGGAACUGACUCGGCAUCUUUAAAGUAUUUGACCAGAAUACCUCACGUCCAGUGUAACUUUGGCAUGGCUGUUCUCCACAACCAGCUGUAUGUCAUUGGUGGAUGUUUUAAUGAUCAAUUUGAUGAAGUUAUUCAUCCCUAUGGCUUCCGUUAUGACCCUUCCAAGAGUGAGUGGGACAGUAUAGCUCCAAUGAAUCAUGAACGAUGCCGAUUUUAUCUUGGGGUGACAGAAGGCUAUCUUUAUGCAAUAGGGGGUGACCCACAAGCAUCUGAUCUUACUCUUGAUGGAGCACCCUGUGAACGAUAUGACCCAGAAACUAAUUCCUGGCAGGACAUUGAGCCAAUGCCUGGCAACCGGACCCAACAUGCAGGCAUUGCAGUAGGACAGUAUUUGUAUGUGUCAGGAGGCCAGCAGGAAACAGAUGGGGAAAUACUGAGUGAUCUGCUGAGAUAUGACACCCACAGUAACACCUGGGACAGGUGCGCCUCACUACAGUCUCCACGUGUUGAUCACACCAUGGUCUGUUUCAGAGGUGAAGUUUAUGUGAUUGGAGGUUGGACCUAUGACCAAACAAACCACCAAAGAGAGAUGGUUUCUUCCAUCGACUGUUAUCAUGCAGACUCUGACUCCUGGCUACAAGUGGCAGCUCUAAAUGAAACACGUCUCUAUGCAACAUACACACUUUUUGACAGCUCAGUCUAUGUCAUUGGGGGAUGGCAAGGGGGAGAUUACCGCUGCAAAAGUAACUUUGUGGACUGUUUCGAUCUGAAAAUGAGACAGUGGAAGGACAAGAAGAAGCAGUCUCUGGAGAUAUGGGAGCAUAAUUCAUGCAGUUUGUACCUGCCCAAACAGGUACAGCCCUGAUCCUGUAACUCACUCCUGGUAUCACCCUGCAGUCUGUACAUGUCAAACUGGUACAGCCCUGACCCUGUAACUCACGCCUGGCAUCUCUCUACAGUCUGUACUGGCCCAACUGGUACAUCCCUGACCCUGUAACUCACUCCUGGUAUCACCCUGCAGUCUGUACAUGUCAAACUGGUACAGCCCUGACCCUGUAACUCACGCCUGGCAUCUCCCUGCAGUCUGUACUGGCCCAACUGGUACAGCCCUGACCCUGUAACUCACUCCUGGCAUCACCCUGCAGUCUGUACCGGCCCCACUGGUACAGCCCUGACCCUGUAACUCACGCAUGGCAUCUCCCUGCAGUCUGUACUGGCCCAACUGGUACAGCCCUGACCCUGUAACUCACGCCUGGCAUCAUCCUGCAGUCUGUACUGGCCCAAACUGGUACAGCCCUGACCCUGUAACUCACUCCUGGCAUCUCCCUGCAGUCUGUACCAACCCGAACUGGUACAGCACUGACCCUGUAACUCACUCCUGGCAUCACCCUGCAGUCUGUACCAACCCGAACUGGUACAGCACUGACCCUGUAACUCACUCCUGGUAUCACCCUGCAGUCUGUACAUGUCAAACUGGUACAGUACUGACCCUGUAACUCACUCCUGGUAUCAUCCUGCAGUCUCUACCGACCCGAACUGGUACAGCCCUGACCCUGUAACUCACGCCUGGCAUCUCCCUGCAGUCUGUACUGGCCCAACUGGUACAGCCCUGACCCUGUAACUCACUCCUGGCAUCACCCUGCAGUCUGUACCGGCCCAACUGGUACAGCCCUGACCCUGUAACUCACUCCUGGCAUCACCCUGCAGUC
This is a messenger RNA of Haliotis rubra (blacklip abalone), 2969 nucleotides long. Its product is annotated as kelch-like protein 26. NCBI's taxonomy places the organism in Eukaryota, Metazoa, Mollusca, Gastropoda, Lepetellida, Haliotidae. The record is from RefSeq and is a predicted model, not a curated record. Gene Ontology annotation, molecular function: protein binding.